UUCAAACCAAAUAAACCACCUCGACAACAUCCCGUUCUAUCGCCCCACAACAAGCAUAGCAAAGACUAGGAAGAGCAAGCCAAGAUGACUGCCAUCGUAGCCGGACCUCUGUUGGGUGGACUUGUCGGAUCGGCGGUCUAUUAUACCAUCUCGCAAACGAUCAGCAACCGAACCUCAUUGAUCCGUUCCGAACUUCACGACUGCGCCGUCGCCCUCUCCGCCCACUCCUCCUCAAACUCCUCAUUCACCCAAUCCCCUACCCCUACCUCCUCUCAACUCUCUCAUCCUUACCCUCACUACCGCCCCCUCUCUGACCAACUUCGAACUCGAUGGAACUCUAUUCUGGAAAAGACGGUCACUGGGGUGGAGACGACCGAUUGGCAGAACGUCCUCGGUGGUGUCUGGGAUGCCGCUAGCGGAGUCGUCCAUCGGGUCACUACGAACACCUUCUCCCCUCGAGUAGGGGAAGAAGAAUCGAGCUCCUCAUCUUUUGGAUACUCAGUAGCCCCCAGGGAGGGGGUUGUGGAUGCCCUCAAACACAAACUACACGAUAUCCAAGCGAGCACUACCAACGCCUUGGAAUCCGCUCUUCAUUCGCACCAGUCCUCCUCUACGAGCUCCACCUCGACACCAUCCAACUCUGUUCGCAAAGACGUGGAAUUCGUCAAACAAAAAGAACUCGCCCUGGCGACUACCUUGCGUGAUGGCAAGAUCCCCGGGAGCUUGAACGAUCCGUUGGGCAAGCGGGUGGAGAAGGCUUUGGGGGUGGAUGAUGUUGGCAGCGGGAGGAUGGUUUAAGUAGAGGUUAUCUGCAAUGGCCUGGACUAGGGAUUACGGGACGGUUGGAAUUGGAGGAGAGGGCAGUCGGAGGUUAACGGAAAGGAUACGAAGACGCGCCCGAAUCUCACGUCGGUCGGUAGCGCAAUACGGGUUACGGAUGUGACGUUUAGACGGGUCUGAUAGAUGUUUAUACGAUAAGGAUGACACGGACGCAUCUCGUAGCCCAGUCGCUUGCGGCUUGUGCCCAUCGAAUGAAGAGGAGUGUUCCAAGUUGUAACCUCUUGCGCUAACGUUGUGUGCUGAUCGAUCUCCGAUCACGACCGAGUCGCAACCCUUCGCGCAGGUCCUUGAACCUUUCGCGUGAAAUGGGACUGUCCCGCUUGGUCCUAUCCUCUACCUCUAAGGCCUCUAAAGACAUAAUCAUAACCUGU
Molecule: messenger RNA, 1211 nt
Organism: Filobasidium floriforme
Lineage: Eukaryota; Fungi; Basidiomycota; Tremellomycetes; Filobasidiales; Filobasidiaceae
Exons: 3
Coding region: 85-798 (237 amino acids)
Source: RefSeq, a predicted model, not a curated record